Eupeodes corollae is the source of this 1028-nucleotide messenger RNA. RefSeq lists its product as uncharacterized. The transcript has 2 exons. Bases 91 to 678 code for a protein of 195 amino acids. Lineage: Eukaryota; Metazoa; Arthropoda; Insecta; Diptera; Syrphidae. The record is from RefSeq and is a predicted model, not a curated record.
GCUGUCAAUCACAAACAAAACAAAUAAACACAAAUCUGGAUUUCGCAUUUCAUUUUGCUUUUUGUAUGAUAACAAUAAACAAUACAAAAAAUGUCUUCUUUAAUUACUUAUAAUGGAAUUCAGAAGCGAUUCGAUGUCUUAAAUUUGAUCAAACAUAACGUCAUUGACUCUGCAUCUUCAUUUCUUACGGAUGAAGUCAAAACAUCAGCUGAAAUUAUUAUGGAAAAUAUACACUCCACCAUAACCCAAAUAGUUUCAAAAGUAAUUUCAAAUGAAAUCAUAGCGGAAACAUUUCAAGAAGACUCUGAUGGAUAUCAGACAAUUAUGGCAAUAUACGAAUUCGACGAACGUCUUUUCGAACAAGUUAUUGGAAAAGUUUUUGACGACAUUGCUGAAGAUGAUCAUUUCCGAAAAAUUAUUAAAUCUUUGGAAAAAUUACAAAACACUAGGGUUAAGGUAGCAACAUUUUGUAAAUUAUAUUCCUAUAGAUUCCGUAUUUAUGACACGAGUAUUAAUCUGGGUCACUUUGCAAAUGUUGUAAAAGUUUUGUUAAAAGACGAUAAUUUGAAGCCAAUGGAAGCAGAGGAACUAAAGAAAGUAUUGAAAAGUUUGGAAGAAAUUACUUAUUCGCACCUCUUAGCUUCAUCGAUAGCCAGCAGUUUAGAAUAUGAUUACUAAAUGUAACCCACAAAGGCCCAUUUGAUGAAACGAAACUUAUAUAUUUAUGUUCAACCUAAAUACUUAUGUUCUACUUUUUGCUCUACGUUAAAUGUCAUUUAAGAGCUCGUGUUAUACUUAAGCUGCUUAGGUUUCGUUUCAGCAAAUGGCCCUUAGAUACACAAACCAACUCAACACGAGUAAGUUAGACUUCAAGUGCAAAAAUAAAGUUAUGUUUUGACUGCAAUGUGCCUUUACGUUUUAACAGCAGCUUAGGACUUUUUAUUUUGUUAAAUUAAAACCGAAAUUCGAAAAAAAAAAUCAACACCAAAGAACCAUUAUCAAUAAAUAUACUAUUACAUUUUGUAAUC